Coffea eugenioides is the source of this 1537-nucleotide messenger RNA. Its product is annotated as actin-7-like. The coding region runs from base 101 to 1234 and encodes 377 amino acids. The record is from RefSeq and is a predicted model, not a curated record. NCBI's taxonomy places the organism in Eukaryota, Viridiplantae, Streptophyta, Magnoliopsida, Gentianales, Rubiaceae. The transcript is spliced from 5 exons.
UCUCUGCCACCGAAAGCCCUUGCUCCCUCUAUCAACUCUGUACUCUCUCCUUGACUCCAUUGCCUUCUUCGUUAUCUCCACUCAAAACUGGUUGUCAAAGAUGGCUGAUGUGGAAGAAAUUCAACCAAUUGUCUGUGAUAAUGGAACUGGAAUGGUUAAGGCUGGAUUUGCUGGUGAUGAUGCUCCUAGGGCUGUGUUUCCAAGUAUGAUUGGCCGACCUAAACACACUGCUGUGAUGGUAGGGAUGGGUCAGAAAGAUUCUUACAUAGGUGAUGAAGCUCAGUCAAAAAGAGGAAUGCUUAGUUUGAAAUACCCCAUUGAGCAUGGUAUAGUAAGUAAUUGGGAUGACAUGGAGAAAAUUUGGCAUCACACUUUCUAUAAUGAGCUUCGCAUUGCUCCGGAUGAGCACCCUGUACUACUGACUGAAGCACCGUUAAACCCCAAGGCUAACAGGGAGAAAAUGACCCAGAUUAUGUUUGAAACCUUCAAUGUCCCUGCCAUGUAUGUAGCUAUCCAGGCUGUCUUGUCUCUUUAUGCCAGCGGUCGUACAACAGGCAUUGUCAUGGAUUCUGGUGAUGGUGUUAGCCACACGGUUCCAAUAUAUGAGGGUUAUGCACUGCCCCAUGCAAUCCUGCGGCUGGACCUUGCUGGUCGUGAUUUAACGGAGUAUUUGAGGACCAUUUUGACUGAGAGGGGGUAUGUCUUCACAACGGCUGCUGAACAAGAAAUUGUUCGCGAUGUGAAAGAAAAACUUGCUUAUGUUGCCUAUGAUUAUGAGCAAGAGCUGGAGACUGCCAAAAGCAGCUCUACACUUGAGAAAAACUAUGAGUUACCAGAUGGGCAAGUGAUUACAAUUGGAUCAGAGAGGUUUCGUUGCCCAGAAGUUCUAUUCCAGCCAGCAUUAAUUGGAAAUGAGGUUGCUGGCAUCCAUGAAACAACUUACAGAUCCAUUAUGAAGUGUGAUGUUGAUAUCAGGAAGGAUCUGUAUGGGAAUGUUGUGCUGAGUGGUGGAUCAACGAUGUUCCCAGGAAUUGCUGACCGCAUGAGUAAGGAACUAAUUGCUCUUGCUCCCAGUAGCAUGAAGAUAAAGGUUGUGGCUCCUCCUGAACGAAAAUAUAGUGUCUGGAUUGGUGGGUCGAUAUUAGCAUCUCUAAGCACCUUCCAGCAGAUGUGGAUAACUAAGAGCGAAUACGAUGAAUCUGGUCCAGCAGUGGUUCAUAGGAAGUGCUUCUGAGUUAGAGGAAGAGAUACAUGGUGUUUGCAUCAUUACUUUGGUUUAGCUGAAUAUUGAAGUCUGUUCCUUUGUAAUGGAACGCUUUAGAACAGAAAAUGAACCUCGACUUGGUGCCAAGCAAUAUAUGUAGUAGAAGGGUGCUUCAGGACUAGAUCUUUUUUGCUUUUGUUUUGUCUUAGGUACUGUGGUUUAGCUGAUUUGAAGUUGGUACAUCGGAAAAUUUCAAUUCUCUGUUUCACUAUUUUUCUUGAAUAGUGGGUUGCUUUUUGUUAAUAUAUUUCCUACGACUAUAUUGAUGUUAGU